Molecule: messenger RNA, 780 nt
Organism: Echinostoma caproni
Lineage: Eukaryota; Metazoa; Platyhelminthes; Trematoda; Plagiorchiida; Echinostomatidae
Source: the annotation of a GenBank genome assembly
AUGCUUUUGAUCAAGCCUUCCCAAGCAAAUUACAAUGCACCCGUCAGCUCGGUGGAAUUUUACCGCAGGCCGUUGCCCCGACAUUGCAUUGCUUUUUCUUCUCCUGAAGGCAAAGCUCUUUUUCGCGAAUCUUUACUCACAGGGCAUAUGGAAGCUUAUUUUGCGUUAGCUGCACAACUGUGCACACAGGCGGAGCCUGCUUAUUGCGGUCUGGCCACACUGGUUAUGGUUUUAAAUGCACUUGAAAUGGACCCUGGACGAGUUUGGAAAGGCCCCUGGCGUUGGUAUCACGAAACUAUGCUGACCUGUUGUGUGGAUUCCAGCGUUUUGACCGAAGGCAUUGUGAUGGACAAGUUCGUCGAAGUUGCUCGUUGUCUUCGCUCAAAUAUCGCGACUGUUUCACUGCACAUUCCUUCACGUUUUUUUAGCAUUUUAAUUCCUUUUUCGAUUUCAUGCCAAACGGGCACCGGACAUUUUGCUGCCAUCGGAGGGUAUCAUCCUGAACGUGAACUCGUCUUCUUGUUUGACACGGCUCGUUUCAAAUACCCAUCUCAUUGGGUUCCUUUAUCACGCCUUUGGGAAGGCAUGAGUCAUGUGGAUCCGGCGACCCAACAGCCAAGGGGUUAUUUGAUUCUUACCAGGGCCACUGCUGUGCAGAUGAGACCUGAAGAAAUCAAGUGUUCUUCAUUAACAGAGGACUCUCCUUCUUGUCCAUUCGAAAUGAAUCAGUUGACUGAGGACGAAGUGAGAAUAGUGAUGGUCUGCAUUUUUGUAAUAUAG